Teleopsis dalmanni is the source of this 1127-nucleotide messenger RNA. Its product is annotated as endochitinase-like. The transcript has 5 exons. Lineage: Eukaryota; Metazoa; Arthropoda; Insecta; Diptera; Diopsidae. Gene Ontology annotation, biological process: carbohydrate metabolic process; chitin catabolic process. The record is from RefSeq and is a predicted model, not a curated record. Gene Ontology annotation, cellular component: extracellular region. Gene Ontology annotation, molecular function: chitin binding; chitinase activity. The coding region runs from base 1 to 1077 and encodes 358 amino acids.
AUGAGCAGCAGCAGCAAUAGCAGUAACAGCAGCAGCAGCAGCAGCAUUACUGUUGUGCUUCAGUGUACAUCGCGCUCGUUUUACAACGAUCAGAAUGAUGGUUUAGCACUUUGGGAAGAUAUGGGCUGUCCAGCUAAUAAAUUAGUCGUAGGCAUACCAUUUUAUGGACGCACCUACACAUUAAGUAAUUCAAAUAAAAACUAUAACAUGGGCACAUACAUUAAUAAAGAGGCAGGUGGUGGUGCUCCCGGUCCUUACACAAACGCUAGUGGUUUCCUAGCUUAUUACGAAAUUUGUACAGAAGUAAAUGAUAAAGCAAAAGGCUGGACAGUUGAAUGGGAUGAGCAAGGUAUGGUACCAUAUACCUACAAAGAUACACAAUGGGUGGGAUAUGAGAAUGAAGUAUCGGUGCAAAUAAAAAUGGACUUCAUUAAGGAGAAAGGUUAUGCUGGCGCUAUGACAUGGGCUGUAGAUAUGGAUGAUUUCCAUGGUUUAUGCGGUCGUGAAAAUUCUCUUAUGCAUAUACUACAUGAUAAUAUGCGAAACUAUCGCGUACCAGAACCAACACGCGAAACAACGCCUAGGCCUGAGUGGGCAAAGCCACCCGCAACACCGCCAAAUCCGGAUGAAGAAAAUCUGCCCAUUGCAUCCACCACGAAACGUCCGAUACCGAAACCACAACAAACAACAGUUCGGCCCACUGAAGCAACAACAACAACAAAAAAACCUGCAAAAGUUUCAAAGAAACCGAAACCAAAACCAAAACCAAAGCCUACAACAAGUACUACUACAACUACAACAACAACAACCGAAGCAGCUCUGCAAAAAGAUCCAGAAAUUACACAACCAGAUCCAGAACAAAAUGAUGUUAACAUUGAUUGUACCAAUAGAGAUUAUGUACCUCAUCCAGAUUGUCAAAAGUAUUAUCGUUGCGUACAUGGCAAACCAGUCGAAUUUGAGUGCAAAGAAGGUACCGCUUUCCAUACAAUCCUCAAUGUUUGCGAUUGGAUUGAGAACAGCGAUCGUUACUAUUGCACCAGACUUAAGAAGAAAACUGUGGACAAUGAAACAAAAUAAUUUUAAGUUAAUUUAAAUAAUUUUAUUAUCAGAAAUGUAUUUAGUUUAUA